AUGGCGAAAAGAGUUGCAGGAAGUAAAAGAUACGUGCAUCCGCUGCCAAUAGAGCCCGUGGUUCUGCCACCGCUCAUCGCGCACAACCCCCUUUCGUGGGUGUAUUGGGUGCUUGCAUAUGUCACUUCCUCGAACCAGCUGCCACGCAAGAUACCGCUGGAGGUAGGUGCGGAUGGGCGGUACACGGUGACUGGCCGCGAGCAGAUGCAGUACCUCUGGGAACACGGCUUCUUCGGGACGGGCCAGCUUUCCCGCAGCGAGCCCACGUGGCAGGCGCGGACGGUGGAUCGCCUGCAGCUGGACACAGAGGGCAUCGCCGGACACAAACUGGAGCAGGUCACGCAGCUGAGACGAAAGCAGCGCCUGGAGUUCAAGCGGGAACGUGCAUCUUUCGAGCGGAAGCGGCUGGAGCUGCGCCGGCAGGGCGUGCUUGAAAGCGAGAUCCUCGAGCAGGAGCGCCUGUGGCUCAAGCAAUUGCGGGACCGCGAACUGCAGUGGGAGGCCAGCACCGGCGAUCCCUCGCCGGUGCGCGCGGAGGACGCCGAGAUCAUCGCCGAGGACGGUGCCAGCGUGCUGCCGAUCGAGAAGCUGGAGCUCAUGCCUGUCGAGGCGCUCUUCCUUACCCUCGCGCUGCCCGUGCUGCACGCAGAUGCGCCCGCGAUACUGGCUCGGACGCUGGGCCCGCAACCCGCUCUGCCCCAGAUCGAGCGCCUCUGCCGCCUGUACGCCGCAUACCAUCACUACCGGUCCCAUGGGUGGUGCGUCCGCUCAGGCAUCAAGUUCGGCUGUGACUUUCUGCUGUACCGCCGCGGCCCUCCGUUCCACCACGCAGAGUUCAGCGUCAUGGUGCUGGCGCCUGAUGAACGCCAUGACUACACGUGGUACUCUACCGUCGCCCGCGUCGUCGGCGGCGCCCAGAAGACGCUUGUGCUCGCCUACGUCGCCCGCCGCGCCGCCGCCGACCAGCUGGCCGCCCUGUGGCACGCGCGCCGCUACAUGGAGGCGUUCGCGCUCUUCGAGGUCCAUGAGCUGGUGUACCGCCGCUGGCUUCCGGGCAAGAACAGGGAGUGA
Molecule: messenger RNA, 1071 nt
Organism: Eremothecium gossypii ATCC 10895
Lineage: Eukaryota; Fungi; Ascomycota; Saccharomycetes; Saccharomycetales; Saccharomycetaceae
Gene: SEN2
Product: tRNA splicing endonuclease subunit SEN2
Exons: 1
Coding region: 1-1071 (356 amino acids)
Biological process (GO): tRNA splicing, via endonucleolytic cleavage and ligation; tRNA-type intron splice site recognition and cleavage
Cellular component (GO): tRNA-intron endonuclease complex
Molecular function (GO): tRNA-intron lyase activity; nucleic acid binding
Source: RefSeq, marked provisional